AUGAAUAAUAUUUCUAAUCUUAUUGGGUAACGAACUAAUUCAUAAUAAUCAAAAUAAACAUCGUCUUCUAUUCAUAACCAAGAAAAUCCAUAAAUUCAAAUCUAUGAUCAAUUGAAAAUUUCUUUGAGAAAUGACUGUUAAAAACAAAUCAAAAAAAAUUAUACUCGAUACUAAAUUUUUGAAUAUAAAACUUAAAAAGAACUAGAAUUUUUGAUUUAGUUUAUUCAACAAACAUGUAUUCAUAAUCCUUCAUGUAUUCAUGAAUAAUUAUUUGAUAAAAAUUCACAUAAUAAAAAAUUUAGAUAAUUGUGUGAUUUUCGAAAUGAUUGGACUAAACUGAUUUUGAAGGCAGAAAAACAAUUUGAGAAAGCUCUAAUCAAUAAAUAAAUUGCUCUUAAUUAUUAAACUAAUGAGGACUCUUUUAAAAUUAUAAUUCUAGAAGCAAUUAAUAAUAAAGAAAACUCUCUAAAAAUGUUAAUCGAAAAAUCUAAAUAAGAAAAAUAGUUUUGUGAAUAUGCUAAGAGAUAGGCCAUAAAAUUAUAACAGAAGCUUGAUUACUCGGAAUCUUUAUUAUGCCAAUUUGAAGAUGUAUAAAACCGCAAGAGAUAUAUUCAGCCUCCAUCAAUUUGGUCAUUUAUGAAUUGUUCAUGUAAUACUACUAUAAUUUGA
Molecule: messenger RNA, 669 nt
Organism: Paramecium sonneborni
Lineage: Eukaryota; Ciliophora; Oligohymenophorea; Peniculida; Parameciidae
Source: the annotation of a GenBank genome assembly